ACGUGUUCCGCGGCCGAUUGUGGACAGCGUAAUGCGCUUUGAUAUUGCGGUGAGCGGUGGCUCGCCAUCGAGAAUGUCAUCAAGGGAAGAAAAUAUAAACAAUUUAUUAUUAGAGCGCUCAUUCGGGCCGGGCUGUAUGGCCGUGAUUUGUCCGAUGGGUGUGAUAUACAGAAAUACCCGCGCAAUAAACGACGUGACGCGUAAUCGCGGCGCGACAUCAGACAUUCACACGACCUGCGACUCCGUCGACAGUGCGUCCUCCUGCCUGGUCGCAGCGACUUCUUUUACAUCUGCGCUUCCUCAGAACGCAUAGGUACCUACUAUCACUUAUCCUCAAUGCGUAGGAUCCUCUUUCCUAACCUCCAAUACUUAGCAUAACUGAAUUAAUUGUAAUGCGGGUAUUGUGUUUAUUUAUACUGAAGUUGGCUGUGAUUUUCCGUUAACAAACAGUGGACAAGUAGUUAUCAGUGCAAAGUACGUCAAGUGCGUUCUUAACUGUAGAAUAGAUAGACAGACAAGUAAAGAUAGUGUAUUUGUACAUCUAAGUAGUUUUGUUCGUUAAGUAAAAAGGUCUACAGAGCGACGGUAUCAGAAAUCGAAGAAUUGAAAAAAAAUGAAUAAGACUGGCAUGGCUACUACAUCGAGAAGUAGAAAAAAGCAAGAAGAUGAGAAGAAGAAGAAAAAACAACCACCAGUUGAUAACCGUCCUUCAGUGCCGGCACCCAGUGAAGCACUGCUUAACAAUUUACGAACUGCAUUCGGACUCCUGGACCGUGACAGCGAUGGUCACGUGACGCCGGCAGAACUGCAAUUCAUGCUGCGGAACCUGGGUAUUGAAGUCAGCGACGAACUGAUUGCGGAGCUCAUCAAAGACGCAAGUAAAAAUGGAAACGGACUUAUAGACGAGAAUGACUUCAUGCAAUGGGUGACAAAGAUACAAGCGCUGCAAGGUUUGGAUGUGAGUACAAGUGGUGGGGACUCUGAAGAGGAAAUCACAAGGGAUUUGUUAGCGGCUUUUAAAGUGUUCGAUCGCGAUGAUAACGGGUACAUCACUCGGGACGAGCUGCGGUCGGCUCUAGAGAUGAUUGGUGAACCCGUGACUGACGCUCAACUCAACCAGGUGCUGGCGCUGGGCGACAUCGAUCACGAUGGCCGGAUCGAUUACGAAGAGUUUGUGAAGAUGCUGUUGUAAGAUGUAUCCCAAAGAAAAAAGACCUCACUAGCUGUUAACGCUUAGAUAAGAUGAACGCCCGAACCAAAUAAUUCAAUAUUAGCUAAAAUUAGACAAUCUCUCUGCGAAAGACAAUAUUUCGACCAUCCUUUAUUAUAUACUACUGUGACCAUACUUUAUGAUAUUUAUAGAAAAACAUUAUUUAUAACAGUAUGAAAUAUGUUGCAGUUGCAGUUGCAGCUACAGUUGCGUCUUCCAAUUAUAAAAAAUGUUUAGCAGUAGCUUAGAUCAUUUAUACUUCUAAAUAGAUAGUCUACACAGCAGCUGUAGAAACGUCGAAAAAAAAUAAUUUAAAACUAACUUCUAUUUUGAGCAGUUCACGCACACUAACACAAAGUGUCAUACAAAUGUAACGUGUAAGACGUAGAUUAUCACGCACACUAAAGUAUUAUUCCUGGCCUGUGUUUGUCGGUUGUUUAACAGAAAGAGUCUAUCUAGACGUAUAGAUUAUCUAAGAGCAGUAGCUGUAUAAUAUCGCAUUUGAAUACGUCCAUUAUUUGUAAAAGACAAUAUGAAAAUUGCUUUUGAACGAAUUAAUCAAAUUACAAGUUUGAAACAAUAAUAUACAUAAUAUUAUCGCAGAGAUUUAUAUACAGCAUAUCUGGUGGGACUCUAAGGAUACAAGAGGACGUAAUAUUUGGAGGUUAUAUAUGUUAAAAAAAUGACAUUAAUAAUGAAUAUUAAUUUUCUACUUAGUAAACUUAACUGAAAAUUAAGUAAUUGAUUACGUAACGCAUGGACACCCGUGUAGGCACUGAGGCAAUGAUUAUACGCUAGUAGCGGGGCGCAGAAUUAUAGCCUAAACACAUAGUCGGAUUUGGUACGGCCGGACCAUCAGAUGGUCCGGUGUCAUACUGGGUACGAUUCAGACGGUAAUAAUAAUAAUUUUGUGUGGACAAUGCGACAUACUAUGGAAUACGAUCCGGUGCAGGACCGCGUCCGCGUAUUUGUAAGCGGACACACGGACCUGUCGAUGCUUGCGCUCAAUUAACGAAAGACUCGUCCACUCAGCGGUGACGUAUCUUCACUUAUUUACUGGGAAAUUUGUUGUAUGUAUACAACAAAUUUCCUUUAUUGUAAUAAAGGACCUAAUUUUGUUACAUAAUUAGUAUAAGACUCGAAUACGAAAUACUCUCCUUAAGUAUCCUUAGUGUCUUAUUGUAUAGCUUCGAUUGAAAUUAUAUUAGUAAUAAAAAAAUAUGUAUUUAUUUAAAAAAAAUGUAUACUUACCUGUAUAGAUUAUUUUUAGAGAUGCAUAUUCGUAUGUAUUCUAAUUAUUUUAAUCAUAAUAACUCCAUAUUAUGAUUAUUAAACCUAAGUUAAGUACCUAUUUUAGCUAUCGAACAAUUUUGUCCCUUUCUCUCCUGUUUGAGAGAAAGGAACGAAACAUUUGAUACCUAAAAUAGGAUUAAUAUGCGGUUGGUGUUAUAAUGAACAAGUUGGUAAUUAUUUAUUAAUUACUUGUUAGGCAUAUCAUUUAAGUUUUCUUUAUAAAAGAUAAGUAAGUUAAGCUCAUUACAAAAUGUAAGACAUUAUUACCUAUAAGUGUUUGUUUUGAUUUUCGCUUUUGUCGUCUCAUGAAGGUUUUAUAUAUAGAAUGUUUUUUUUAUUUUUAUGUUGUUCUAUAUAAUAUAGUUUAUACACGGACUAGUAAAAAAAGAAGGACUCCGCGCCGUGAUAUUAGUAAGUGAAGCACCUUUAUACUAGUGUGUGUGCGGUUACGGGGUAUACCAGAUACACAAUUUUUUCUCCCUUAAAUAAUCAUAUAUCCACAAAUACUUUUUCACAACGCACGACUGCAUUUUUAAAAUAUUUUAUUGAGACGCAAACUGAUCUGUUACAGACGAUGGCAAAUUUCAUAAUGGCGGCCGAUGGCUUGUAUUAAUGUAAGUGUAUGCAUGGGGCUACGUAUUUACACGUUUACCGGCUUGUUUUGGUGCCUCACUGUUAUGUAAGGUGACACGGAGUCCUUCUUAUUUUACUCGUCCGUGAGUUUAUUUAUUAUGUUGAUAAUGUCGUGCAUACCACCAUUUCGUUUUACAUAUUUUGAUAAUUUAUUCGAUACAAAUGGCGCUCUGGUAGAGAUAUUAUUAUCAGUUUCUUAUUUACACACAGAUUAUUAUUACUAUUGAUACAAUAAUAAUAAUUAUUUUAAUGUUAUUUAUGGCACACUACAAUACCUUUAUUUUAUGGUUGUGACUUGUGAGAGAUGAUUUAAAAUGGAGGCAUAUUCAUAUUUACUCAUGUCAAAGUCUCUCUACUCGCAGUUCCACAAAUCACCGGUGUGCUUACAUAUUUUGUUAUAACAUCGUUUCAACAGUGGGGUAACUCUGACAAUAAAUGGAACAGAAAUUGUCACGAGGAGGGAGUGUUUGACAUUAGUGUGGGUAUUUAAAUGAUAAUUUCAUAAAUUGUGUGAAAAUUUUAAUAAUUAGCGCUAACCCAUAUUUUUCGUAAUAAACUUUGCACAUUCUUUCAGUGUCAUAUUAAAUAAUAAACGCAAUGUAAAGUUACUCCAAGUUUAAAAUUACUUCUCCCUGUCAUGUAAUUCUGUAGUGACAAAGGUUAGAUAAUAAGAAUAACUUUACUUUGCGAUUAUUAAUAACAUAGUCAGUGUGCAUCAAAGGGAUAAAUAAAAUAAGUGACAAACGCAGUUCGAUCGCAAUUCCAAUUAUUCUCCAACAAAUCUGAUGAUUUGUGAUCGAAACGUUAAAAUCUAGGUAAUGAUGGCUUCCAUAUUACCUACCUACUUAAUAACUUGUCAUUUGUCUUAUUUUGCAAGAUUCGGAACUGAUCACUUGCCAUCAGACUCAUUAAUUGUUCUUUUAAUUGCUCCUACUAAAUAUUUAUGAUGCAAAUAAUUGGUAGUGUGAUUCCCGCUUAUUAUAUUUUAUCCCUUGCCCAAAUAUAGAAAUUAAGAAAUCUCUGUGAGUUUUCGUUGUAAUAAAAUUGUAAGAUCAUAUUUAUCGCCUUAGAAAGGCAUGUGAUGUGAAUUUUAAUGUGAUCCAGUAAAAAAAAACAUUUUUCAACA
Molecule: messenger RNA, 4262 nt
Organism: Leptidea sinapis
Lineage: Eukaryota; Metazoa; Arthropoda; Insecta; Lepidoptera; Pieridae
Gene: Eip63F-1
Product: calcium-binding protein E63-1
Exons: 7
Coding region: 614-1192 (192 amino acids)
Molecular function (GO): enzyme regulator activity; calcium ion binding
Source: RefSeq, a predicted model, not a curated record